Cyprinus carpio (common carp) is the source of this 820-nucleotide messenger RNA. RefSeq names its product cysteine and glycine-rich protein 1-like. The record is from RefSeq and is a predicted model, not a curated record. Gene Ontology annotation, biological process: muscle tissue development; sarcomere organization. NCBI's taxonomy places the organism in Eukaryota, Metazoa, Chordata, Actinopteri, Cypriniformes, Cyprinidae. Gene Ontology annotation, molecular function: actinin binding; structural constituent of muscle. Gene Ontology annotation, cellular component: cytoplasm; nucleus; Z disc.
GACUAAGACUCUCUGUGAUCUUCUAGUGGACCAGACAAACUAUCACUGCAGGAUGCCGCUGGGAGGAGGAAACAAGUGUGGCUGCUGUAAGAAGACGGUGUAUUUCGCAGAGGAGGUUCAGUGUGAAGGACAAAGCUUCCACAAGUCCUGCUUUCUGUGCAUGGUGUGCAGAAAGAACCUAGACAGCACAACAGUAGCUGUGCAUCAGGAUGAGAUCUACUGCAAGUCCUGCUACGGCAAGAAAUACGGCCCAAAGGGCUACGGCUUUGGUGGAGGAGCGGGAACGCUUAGCAUGGACACGGGCGAAGCUCUGGGAAUCAAACCGGCCGGACAAACUUCCCAUCGUCUGACCAACAACCCCAACCCGUCAAAGUUCGCUCAGAAGCUCGGCGGUUCGGAUGUUUGCCCUCGCUGUGGAAACGCCGUGUAUGCAGCAGAGAAGGUGGUUGGAGGGGGAAACUCUUGGCAUAAGAGCUGCUUCAGAUGCGCAAAGUGUGGAAAGAGUCUGGAGUCCACAACUCUAGCAGAUAAAGAUGGAGAGAUUUACUGUAAAGGGUGCUAUGCCAAGAGCUUUGGACCGAAGGGCUUUGGCUUUGGUCAGGGAGCUGGUGCUCUGGCUCACGCUCAGUAGAAAUACAGUAGAAAUACAGACUUCGGUGAACCCAGGAGUACAGACUGUUUGAUAAAUGUUAUAAACACAUAUAAGUGCCCAGUUUGGUGCUUAGUAUGUUCUAGAUUUAAUAAACAGUUUUAUUGUGAAAUCCAAAAUGUUAUUAUCAACUGACAUUUUUGCAAUAAUAAAACUUUUUUUUUUUUUUAA